GAGAGUUUGGAGUUUUUUCUAUUCCAAUCGCCGACGAUUCGGCCGGCUCAUUAUCACAUACACAAUAAUCUCCAUCGGGCCAAAGUGAGUUGUAAAACAGACAAAAUGAAAAGCAGCAAGUAUUUGUUCAUAUUUUUUGGAACCGUCUUUCUACAGAACUGUUUUGCAGCUCCGGCUUUAUCUAACCCGACAUUCAACGAUGAGGAUCUUACGAAUAGUAUCGAAGAAGAAAACGAUGAAGGGGAAGAGGAAGAUGAAGAUGAUACUCUAGUAUUAGAUGAGGACGAUUUUACGACACAUGGAUUAGAGAGAUUGAGUUCGGCAGCGACUUGUCUUGUGGCUGGAAUCGAAUAUACUCACGGUCAACAGAUAUACCGUCAAGAUCAAUGUGAGUUUUGUCUAUGUCUAGACGGCGAAAUGUUUUGCUGGUGGCAAGAUUGUCCUCCAACUAUGGAAGGACCUUGUAAAGAUCGAGGUCCGUUUUCUCCGUGUAUGAGUGUACCAGCUAACCCACAACACUCUCCUUCACCAUCGUCUUCUGCGGUAUCAGAAAUAACAACAAGAAGUAAUAUGGUAAGCUCAGCUAAAAGUACUGUAAAAUCUUGGUCUUCCACGAGGUCUUCGACUACUACGUCGUUUAAACCACUAGAAACAUCUACUUAUACGGAAAGGACAUCGAUUGAUAUUUCGAGUCGACCUCCAGAGAGCAGUACUUCGGUAAAUAACAAAUACUGCGUUGUAAUGGGUCAAAAAUAUCAGAUUGGGGAUAAAUUACCUCAUGAUACCGGUAAUUGUUUGGAAUGUAUCUGCGGACAAGGUGCAAAAGUGACUUGUUCGCCACAUCAGUGCGCUCCGGUUGAAGAUGAUUUGAACGACUAUCACAUGUCCGGUGCCAGACAGUCUGUCCCCGACAUUUUUUAAAUCUUAAAUACUAGAUGUUAUUUUCAGUUCAUUUUUUUUUUUGGCAAAAAAACCACCUAAUGAAUCUUUUAUAGGGAAACGAUUAGGAAAAAUUUGAAAAAUCCAUGGCAAUUGUUAUCUUUAAACUCAAUAAUAGCGUCGACGGAAAUGUGGAAAAUUUAACCUCAAACUCACGAAGUGACGAUUUUUGGAUAUCCACACAACCUACAGUUUCUGGAAUGGAAGACGAGAUCAAAAAAUGGAUCGUCGUCGAAAAAUACAGUACCAAAUCGUGCUGCUUUGCCAGCUUCCUCAUGACUCAGACCAAUUACUUCCAAGACUGCUUUAGAUAAUGAAGAUAUCGCUUUGAGGAUGUUGGGGUUGACACUGAGUCUUCUGCGUUAACUAAAAUUGUUGAUAGAAGAAGUUUGAAGCUGUGAGAAAAUUCGUUAAUACCAACUACAUAUCUAAUACAUAUCCAGUGCUGGCAAUCUAACAAAAAAGCGGAUCUAGCAGAUUGGAAUUGUCUUUUUUGGUUUUUGGUCUUGUUUAAAGACGCCUGCUUGCUACGUCAAUAAUUUCAAGCUUUCUAUGGAGUGAUAUAGUGAGAAAUAAUUCCUCGUGGUUAUUAUAAUAACCUAAAUCAACGAUUAUAAUCGAUAUUUAUACAGGAUGUCCCACGACGAGCUAAAACUAUCUGUAUAUGGCAAAAUACUUGUAGUAAAAUCAUGAAAAUUUCUACGUUUGGGUUUUUAGAUACGAUCUUUUUAACUAAAAUAUUUUUAAAGAUGGCCGACUUCCGGUUCUACCGGAAGUCGACUAUAACUUUGUUAUUUUGUAUAGAACACCCUGUAUAUUAAUACAUUUUUGAAAUCUACGUAAAAUUUUAGUAUACUUUUGUCUAAAAACUUUUUUCGAAAAAUGCAUACUUUUUGCGUUAUUAAUUGUUUUGUAAAAAAUUUGACCGUUGCAUACCCUUAUAAAUUAUUUUUUUACGAGAAUACCCUUAAAGAUAUGAAAAUGUUUUCUAUUCUGUUGCUUUUAAAAAGGUUAGACGUAUUUGAAUCUAUGUUGAAAAAUUUUUCAUUCUAUACAGGGUGUGUAUAAAAAGUGUUCAAAGUUUAACUUCAUAAAUAUCAAAUUUUUUUACAUUUUUUAAAUAGAACCACCCGGUUUUUUCUAUUUUAAUGCAUUCAGGGGUGAAAAUAAGGCAAAUUCAUAU
Molecule: messenger RNA, 2122 nt
Organism: Diorhabda sublineata
Lineage: Eukaryota; Metazoa; Arthropoda; Insecta; Coleoptera; Chrysomelidae
Product: cysteine-rich motor neuron 1 protein
Exons: 5
Coding region: 106-921 (271 amino acids)
Source: RefSeq, a predicted model, not a curated record